Molecule: messenger RNA, 321 nt
Organism: Ascoidea rubescens DSM 1968
Lineage: Eukaryota; Fungi; Ascomycota; Saccharomycetes; Ascoideales; Ascoideaceae
Gene: RDS3
Product: U2 snRNP complex subunit RDS3
Exons: 1
Coding region: 1-321 (106 amino acids)
Biological process (GO): mRNA splicing, via spliceosome
Cellular component (GO): U2 snRNP; catalytic step 2 spliceosome; precatalytic spliceosome
Source: RefSeq, a predicted model, not a curated record
AUGUCGCGCCACCAGUUCGAUCUUCUAGUGUGCCACAAGUUGCCGGGAACGCACGUGGGAAAGCUUUGCGAGAAGUGCGACGGAAAGUGUCCGGCGUGCGAUUCGUACGUGCACUCGUAUGAGCAGGUUCGGGUGUGUGACGAGUGUGCUUUUGGAGAGAACGAAACCAAGUGCAUUAUCUGCUACAACCCAGGGGUGUCUGAGGCCUACUACUGCUACGAGUGUGUGAUGCGAGAGAAGAACCGAGAGGGCUGUCCAAGGGUAAUCAGCAUUGGAAGCAGCAGAAGCAACUUGUUCUAUGAAAAGCGGAAGCAGGCCUGA